Messenger RNA from Acomys russatus (golden spiny mouse), 2153 nucleotides. RefSeq names its product solute carrier family 2 member 10 (gene Slc2a10). Gene Ontology annotation, cellular component: membrane. Gene Ontology annotation, biological process: transmembrane transport. The record is from RefSeq and is a predicted model, not a curated record. NCBI's taxonomy places the organism in Eukaryota, Metazoa, Chordata, Mammalia, Rodentia, Muridae. Gene Ontology annotation, molecular function: transmembrane transporter activity. The transcript has 5 exons. The coding region runs from base 215 to 1846 and encodes 543 amino acids.
UCAGGCAGCAGGGCGGCCACAGCAUUGGCUGUUGGGGGCGGUACCGGGCUCCCCUCUGUCCCGCCCCCCAGCCUGAAGCCUGGCUGGCCAGCGUGGCAGAGGGAGGGCGCAGGCCCCAGCUUUGGGAAAAGUUUGUAGGCCACUGCUACAGCGGCGACUUGACCAAGACGUGCAGGGUCCGGUGCCCAGCCCACUCCAGCGCCACUCGCUAGCUAUGGGCCAUCGCCCACCUGCCCUCCCACUCUGUGCCUCCGUGUCUCUGCUGGGUGGCCUGACCUUUGGCUAUGAGCUGGCUGUCAUAUCCGGUGCCCUGCUCCCCCUGCAGCUGGACUUCGGGCUGAGUUGCCUGGAACAGGAGCUCGUGGUGGGCAGUCUGCUCUUGGGUGCUCUCUUCGCGUCCCUGGUUGGAGGAUUCCUCAUUGACUGCUAUGGCAGGAGACGAGCCAUCCUGGGGAGCAAUGUGGUGCUGCUGGCUGGCAGCCUGAUUCUGGGUCUGGCUAGCUCCCUGCCCUGGCUGCUCCUGGGCCGCUCAUCUGUUGGAUUCGCCAUCUCACUGUCUUCCAUGGCUUGCUGUAUCUACGUGUCAGAGUUGGUAGGGCCACGGCAUCGGGGUGUGCUGGUGUCCCUCUAUGAGGUCGGCAUCACCAUAGGCAUCCUGUUCUCUUAUGCCCUCAACUAUGUCCUGGCUGGCAGCCCUUGGGGCUGGAGGCACAUGUUUGGCUGGGCGGUUGCACCUGCUCUCCUGCAGUCGCUCAGCCUCCUCUUCCUCCCUGCUGGUGCAGAGGGAACAGCAGCUCAUCAAGAUCUCAUCCCACUCCAGAGAGGGGAGGCCAGCAAACUGGGCCUGGGGAAGCCACGGUACACCUUUCUGGACCUCUUCAGGGCCCAGAACAGUAUGCAGAGCCGGACUGUAGUGGGCCUGGGACUGGUGCUCUUCCAGCAGCUAACGGGACAGCCCAACGUGCUAUAUUAUGCCUCCACCAUUUUCCAUUCCGUUGGCUUCCAAGGGGGCUCCUCAGCCGUGCUGGCUUCUGUGGGGCUUGGUACCGUGAAGGUGGCUGCCACCCUGACUGCCACGGGGCUGGUAGACCGUGCAGGCCGUAGAGCCCUUCUUCUUUCUGGAUGUGCUCUCAUGGCCUUGUCUGUCAGUGGCAUAGGCCUAGUCAGCUUUGCUGUGUCCCUGGACUCAGGCCCUAGCUGCCUGACCACAUCCAACAGCAGCCAGCAGAUGGACCUACCUCAAAGCUUGGGUCUGCUUGUGCGUUCAUCUCUACCACCAGUGCUACAAACCAGUGGGGAGCAAGGACAACCAGCCCUGUCAACCACUGAGAGAACCAAGCCCCACCCAGUUAUCACAGUGUCCCUGGGACCAGCUAUGCUGGACCCAGCUCUGAAUACCGCCUCUUCAGUGCCCUCCAGUCCCAUCCUUGAGCAUACCCUGCUAUGCUGGUCUGCGCUGCUUUGCAUGAUGGUCUAUGUGAGCGCCUUCUCCUUUGGAUUUGGACCAGUAACCUGGCUGGUCCUUAGUGAGAUCUACCCGGAAGAGAUCCGAGGCAGGGCCUUCGCUUUCUGCAGCAGCUUCAACUGGGCAGCCAACCUCUUCAUCAGCCUCUCCUUCCUUGACCUCAUUGGUGCCAUAGGCUUGGCCUGGACCUUCCUGCUCUAUGGGCUGACUGCUGUCCUUGGCCUGGCCUUCAUCUACUUACUUGUUCCUGAAACAAAGGGACAGUCACUGGCUGAGAUAGAGCAGCAGUUUCGGAUGAGCAGGUUCCCUCUGCGCUUUGGCCGUAAGCAGAACCUCAGCGCUAUCCAGUACCAUCGCCUGGAGGUCUUCUCAGCCUCCUGAGGGGUUUGUCGGCUCGGAAGAUGCUGGGGCAUUGGUUUCGGCAGCCCAUCUUUGGCUCCCUGCCUGCUGGGGCCUGGAACUCAUGGUCUAGGUUUCCUUUUGCAGUGACCCCUGCCCUGGAGGUUGCUGGGAUGAGAUGAACCCCAAACUCCUCAUUUUAAGUGUGAGACUCCAAGGGCUCUGGAAAAAUCUAGCUCCAUGCCUCAGUUUCCUCAUAGAAUUGGCUUGUCUGCCAUGUUUAUAAUGACAUCCUCUGUGGUGUUGUGACCAAGUGCUUCUCAGGUAACCUAGGAAGGAAGUGCCUCCU